AUGCUACGCCACGAUUGUGUCCGCGUGGUCCGUAGAGGUCUAUCUUCUCUGGCUACUAAGCCGUCCUGGGUCAGGCCAGGAUCGCAUGAUUACCUUCGCGAGAUACUUGAGAGCCGCGUUUACGACGUCGCUAUCCAGACUCCGCUACAACUUGCUCCAUCGCUCACUCAGUCGCUACCAGGAAAUUGUCGCCUUUAUUUGAAACGCGAGGAUAUGCAGCCAACGUUCUCAUUUAACUUGCGCGGCGCAUACAAUAAGAUCGCAAAUCUGACGCUAGCUCAGCGAAAAAGGGGAAUUGUGGCCUGUUCAGCCGGAGGCCAUCUAGACGGCGUAGCCUACGCAGCAGCUGAGUUAGGUGUUGAUGCUGUCGUUAUUGCACCGGUCGGAACGGCGCGGAAUGUCUCCCAGUACACCAAGAGCAAGAUCACGAUGGUGGAACACGGCGCUGACUUUGAUGCGUCAAUGAUCGAAAUUUAUGCGUCGCAUAAUGUGCAAAUGAAGAGUGAAGCUAUACGGAUGGCACAGACUGAAGGCCGGUCACUGGUCCACCCAUUUGACGAUCCGCUCGUGAUCGCUGGCAAUGGGACGGUAGCGAUGGAAAUUCUGAAAGAGACGGCUGGAGAUCGCCCGGCGGCAAUUUUUGCCCCUGUUGGCGGAGGUGGAUUGAUUGCGGGUCUUGCUGCGUACAUAAAGGAAGUUGCCCCCGGAGUUAAAUUGAUCGGAGUAGAAGCCGAAGGUGCUAACCUUUUGGAGUCGUCGUUAAAGGCGGGCUCACCUGUAACGUUGCCAAGUGUGAAUCGCUUUACAGAGGAAGUUGGUAUACGAACAGUCGGCCUCGAAAAUUUCCGGUUAUGCAAGGACGUGGUUGACGAAGUCAUCACCGUAUCAACUGAUGAAAUUUGCAUUGCUAUAAAAGACGUGUUUGGUGACACGCGUUCACUCGUGGAGCCUACGGGUGCAAUCAGUGUUGCUGGCGCCAAGAAGUACGCUCACAAAAAAAAUGCUCAAAGUGAAAAAUAUGUGGCUGUAUUGGCUGCCGCUAAUCUGGAUUUCGACCGGUUGCGCUUCAUUUCGGAGCGCUCAGACGAUCGUGAGCGCUUUAUGGCCGUCAAAAUUCCUGAAAAAAUUGGAAGCUUUCAGGACCUCUACAAUGUUAUCUUUCCUUUCAAUGUGACAGAAUUUACUUAUCGUAUGGAUUCAGAGAGCGAUAAUGAAGCUCGGAUCUGCCUAAGUAUCCAGACGAAGACAGAAUGCGAAUUUGUUGGCGUCAUAAAAGCAAUCAACGCACGCGGUGAUAUGCGCGCUUGUGAUCUAGCUUCCAACGAACUGGCCAAGUUGCACCUUCGGCAUCUCGGUGGUGGUCGCCCUGAGAAUGUUACUAACGAGCGGCUGUUUCGCAUCGAGUUUCCGGAGCGCCCUGGUGCUCUAAAGGACUUUCUCGAGGCUUUAGGCAAAUCAGAGCGUCAGUGGAAUGUGAGCCUGUUUCAUUACCGAAACCACGGUGCCGAUAUUGGUCGUGUGCUCGUGGGCUUUCAGGUACCUAAGCAGGACAACGUAGCUUUUGAAGGGUUCCUGAACCAGUUAAGCUUUCGCAGCGUAGAGGAGACUAAUAAUGAGGCUUACUCGAACUUCCUAGUGUAA
Molecule: messenger RNA, 1641 nt
Organism: Plasmopara halstedii
Lineage: Eukaryota; Oomycota; Peronosporomycetes; Peronosporales; Peronosporaceae
Product: threonine ammonia-biosynthetic
Exons: 8
Coding region: 1-1641 (546 amino acids)
Biological process (GO): L-threonine catabolic process
Molecular function (GO): threonine deaminase activity
Source: RefSeq, a predicted model, not a curated record